UUUACGUAAUUUUGCUUAUUCUUCUACUCUCUCUCUCUACCCUUGGGCAUUCUCUCGAUUCCUGAGUCACGCCAUUGAAUCAAAAAGUUCUGAAGAAAUACCGAGCUCAGAUCUCGCAAUUCCAACCUUAAAAGCCACACAAAGAUUUGCAAUCGGAUCAGACGUUUAGGUCGUCAGAAGUGAUGGCCUGGAGUGACUACUUGUGUCUCAUUUGUCAGAUAAUGAAGUUCUAAUUUUCAUGAUAGUUAUUAGUGGGAGACAUGAACAUUGUUAAGGGUGUAGCAGAUCUCAUUCGAAGGACGUCCAGUCUCCAAACUGGUGAGUCUUCAGGGUCAUCAGCUGAGAGGUUUCCUCCCCCUGCUCCAAAAAUCCGUUUCAGUGAAGUGGGUGAAGAAGGAAUUUUGCAUGCACUUUGGGAGAAAUAUGAGAAUACCAUGGAAAAGGUUGAAAAGAAAAGGUUGUUUCAUGUUUUCCUCAAGCACUUUCUAGUUGUGUACAAGAACUGGGAACCUAUUAAUGCUGGUCAAUUGCUAGAGGCUACUUCAGUUGCAGACUAUCCACUAGGAGUUGAUGAUGUGAUUGUUGGUUGUGUUGUUGGACACCCUGCUGAGGUCAUUCUGAUAUUGACUGAAGAGAUCGUAAAGUUAACCACUUUGGUUACUGAUUUAAAUAUCACUAUGGUGCCCUCCAAAACAGACUUAUCAGAGACUUCCACAAGCUUGGCUCUCCCAUCUGAAGGGUUGCAAGUAUUGGAUGUUUUAACAGUAAUAACACGUUCAAUGCAUAAUUGCAAAGUUUUUGGCUACUAUGGUGGGAUUCAAAAGUUAACUGCACUAAUGAAAGGUUGCGUUGUCCAAUUCAAAUCAUUAACGGGUGCUCUAUCUGGUGAUGAGAGUUUACCUAACCUUAUUGUAGAGAAGGCGCAACUUUUGCAAAAAAUACUUACUUAUGUGGUGUCAAUAAUAUGUGGCUUUAUUGAUCUGAACACAGCUCAGUUGUAUAGAGGUUCUGUAGAAUUUUCUUCCUCAGGGUGGUUUGCAUCUUCAAUUGACUCUUCUACUAGUUUAAAGAUUCCUACUGAAACAAGGCUAUAUUGGCAUCAAAAGGCAGUUGUAUCAGUGAUGGAAGCAGGUGGCCUCAAUUGGUUAGUAGAGCUGUUGCGUGUUAUCAGAAGGUUUAGUUUGAAAGAACAGUUGAUGGAUGUAUCACUUCAGUACUUAACUAUGAGGGCCCUUCAUUUAGCAUUAUCUGAAAAUCCACGGGGUCAAAAUCAUUUCAAAAGUAUUGGAGGGCUUGAAGUUCUGUUGGAUGGACUGGGAGUUCCAUCAGUUAAUGUGCUUUUCUUGAAGAAUGCCUUUUAUGUUGAUGAGAAGAGAGAAGAUAAUCUUUUACUGAAAAUUUUUCAGCUUCACAUUCUUUCCUUGACAGUUCUGAGAGAGGCUGUCUUUGGUAAUUUGAACAACUUGCAAUUUCUUUGUGAAAAUGGAAGAAUUCAUAAAUUUGCAAAUAGCUUUUGUUCGCUUGCCUUCAUGCUUCAAGAGUACAGGCAGAAGACCAAGGAUUUGUCUAUCCAGGAUGAUAUUCAAUUGCCUGUUUUUGACUCGAGUGAAAAUCAUGUAAAGAUGGAGCUUUCUUUUUCCUUUCCAGCUGGUGCUUCAUAUUCUCAGUUUUGGAAUGAAUAUGUUGACAAGUUGAGCAGGGUACUUUGUUCUUUCAUAGCCACUCCAGAGAGUAAUAAACCUCAUCACGUCCCAGCAAGCACUGGUCGAAUUACCAUGCCAAUUUCUUCAUUGUAUAGUGAACUUUCAAUUAAGUGGACCAUGAGGGUUCUUGUCACAGUCUUCCCUUGUAUCAAGGCUUGUUCAGUUCGAACUGAGUUGCCAAGCUAUUUAAGGGUCUUCGUCAAUGUUCUGCAGCAUUCUGUUCUGGAUGCCUUCAGGAAGGUUCUUGCUUCAUCACCUGCAUCGCUUGAAGUAUUUAGAGGAGAGGGGAUAUGGGACCUUCUCUUCUCUGAGAAUUUUUUCUAUUUUGGACUGUGUUCGGAAGAAAUUUCUGGAGAGCAUUGCAAUGAUAGCAGAGGAUUUAUGGAGAAGCUUGAAACAGCUUCUUGUAGUAGUACUGAUGGCCAAACAAAGGCCAGUGGCAUUGAAAUCCUUCAGAUGGAAAUAAUUUCGUUUUCAGAAUUUGCAGCAACUUGUAAUGGAAGUGUGCAUAAUUUGCCUGAGUUGUCUGGUUUGUUGGAUGCCCUUGAACAAUGUGCCUGUCAUCCUGAGAUUUCCAGUGUCCUUGCAAAGAGUCUACUUCGAAUACUGCAGCUUUCAUCUGAGAAGACAGUUGCUUCCUUUAAGUCACUUGGUGCAGUUCCUCGUGUGCUCAAAGUUGCUUCCAUCCAAGCAAAAGAGUCAAGAAGGUCUGGAAAGACGAGCCCUUCUCUGGGGAAAGUGCCUCAACCUUGUAGUGGCUUGACAUCUGAUUCGCCAGAUCCGGCUCAGAUCCGGCUUGAAUGCAUGGAAAUAUGCAUGCGUCUUUUCACUGAAUUUUUUUCAAUAGCAGAAGAUGCAAAAACUUUUGUGUUGCAUGAUUCGACUUGUAUUGAUUGUUUAUUUGAUUUAUUUUGGGAAGAGGGCAUGAGAAAUGUUGUCCUUGGACACAUUCUUGACCUUAUGAAGAUAGUACCGUCAUCUGCAGAAGAUCAAAAGGCAAAGUUACAAUUAUGUUCAAAAUAUUUAGAAACAUUCACUCAAAUAAAGGAAAGGGAAAAGCGUUUUGCACAACUGUCUAUUGAUCUAUUGGUUGGAAUGAGGGAGAUGCUCCUGACUGAUUCUGAGUAUUAUCAGGCCUUGUUUCGUGAUGGUGAGUGCUUUUUGCAUGUUGUUUCUUUACUAAAUGGCAAUCUUGAUGAGGAAAGUGGGGAGAACUUGGUUUUAAACGUCCUUCAGACUCUUACCUGUCUCCUUGCAAGCAAUGACAGCUCAAAGGCGUCAUUUAGAGCUCUAGUGGGCAAGGGCUAUCAGACAAUUCAGCGUUUGCUGCUGGACUUUUGUCAAUGGAGGCCGAGUGAAGCACUUUUAACUGCGCUUCUGGAUAUGCUUGUUGAUGGAAAGUUUGAUAUAAAAGCGAACCCUCUCAUAAAGAAUGAAGAUGUGAUCAUACUUUAUCUGAGCGUCUUGCAGAAGAGCAGUGACUCCUUGCAGAACAAUGGGCUCAAUCUGUUUCUGCAGCUGCUCCGAGAUUCCAUUUCCAAUCGAGCGUCAUGCUUCAGAGCAGGGAUGCUUAAUUUUCUUCUUGAUUGGUUUGCUGAAGAAGAUAAUGAUAGUGUCAUUUUGAAAAUUGCACAAUUGAUUCAGGUUAUUGGUGGGCAUAGCAUAUCUGGGAAGGAUAUUCGUAAAAUCUUUGCUCUCCUCCGAAGUGAGAAAGUGGGAAGUCGGCAGCAGUAUUGCUCACUGUUGUUGACCACUGUGUUGUCAAUGUUAAAUGAGAAGGGACCUACUGCCUUUUUUGACCUCAAUGGGAGAGAUUCUGGGAUCACAAUUAAAACGCCUGUCCAGUGGCCUCUCAAUAAGGGUUUUUCUUUUUCAUGUUGGCUUAGGGUGGAAAGCUUCCCAAGAAAUGGGGCAAUGGGCCUUUUCAGUUUCCUAACUGAAAAUGGAAAAGGAUGCUCAGCAGUACUUGGAAAUGAUAGGCUUAUUUUUGAGUCAAACAAUCUGAAGCGGCAUUAUGUUCAACUUCAUAUCAACUUGGCCAGAAAGAAGUGGCAUUUUCUUUGUAUAACUCACAGCAUUGGAAGGGCCUUUUCUGGAGGUAGCCUGUUAAAAUGCUAUGUAGAUGGUGAUCUUGUAUCAUCAGAGAGAUGCAGAUAUGCAAAAAUUACUGAACUACUGACGAAAUGUAGAAUUGGUACAAAAAUAAAUUUGCCUCGGAGCGAAGAAGAUGGUUUUCUGGACUCGGUGCAAGAAAUUUUCUCCUUCCAUGGUCAGAUUGGUCCUGUUUAUUUAUUUUGUGAUGCUAUUUCUUCUGAGCAUGUCCAGGGUAUCUAUUCGUUAGGGCCAAGCUACAUGUACUCAUUCCUUGAUAAUCAAUCUGCACCAUUUUGUGAUAACCCAGUGCCCAGUGGAAUUCUUGAUGUUAAAGAUGGUCUGGCAUCAAAAAUUGUCUUUGGAUUAAGUGCACAGGCGAAUCAUGGAAAGAAAUUGUUCAACGUUUCACCUGUGUUAGAUCAUGCAUCCGAUAAGAAGUCAUUUGAUUUUGAGGCAAUUGCUAUGGUUGGUACAGAAUUAUGUUCGCGACGCUUGCUGCAACAGAUAAUUUACUGUGUUGGAGGCGUGUCUGUCUUUUUCCCCCUCAUUGCGCAAUCUGAUAGGUAUGAAAAUGAAGAAAGUGGAUCCUUUGAGUACACAUUACUCACGCCUAUCACAAAAGAACAUCUGACAGCUGAGGUCAUCAAGCUUAUAGCUUCUGUUUUGGAUGAGAAUUUAGCAAAUCAACAACAAAUGCAUCUUCUUUCUGGAUUUUCAAUACUGGGAUUUUUGUUGCAAUCUGUACCACCUGAACAACUUAAUUUGGAAACACUUUCUGCCUUGAAACAUCUGUUUAAUGUUGCUGCAAAUGGUGGUUUGGCAGAGAUACUUGUAAAAGAUGCUAUAUCUAGCAUUUUUCUUAAUCCUUUCAUAUGGGUCUACACGGCAUACAAGGUGCAGCGUGAACUGUACAUGUUUCUUAUACAGCAAUUUGAUAAUGAUCCGAGGUUGCUCUCGAGUUUGUGUCGGCUUCCACGUGUUAUUGAUGUAAUUCGCCAAUUUUAUUGGGAUAGUACAAAAUCUCGAUUUACUAUUGGAAGCAAGCCUCUUCUUCAUCCCAUUACCAAACAAGUUAUUGGAGAGAGACCUAAUAAAGAAGAAAUACACAAAAUUCGUCUUCUUCUAUUGAGUCUCGGUGAAAUGAGCCUCAGGCAAAGCAUUUCUGCAGCAGAUAUAAAAGCUUUGAUAGCCUUUUUUGAGACAAGCCAGGAUAUGACAUGCAUUGAGGAUGUCCUGCACAUGGUCAUACGUGCUCUUUCUCAAAAACCUCUGCUUAUUGCUUUCCUUGAGCAAGUCAAUGUGAUUGGUGGUUGUCACAUUUUUGUCAAUCUUCUUCAGAGGGAACAUGAGCCCAUUAGACUGCUUGGCUUACAGUUCCUGGGGAGGCUUUUGGUUGGUUUGCCAUCCGAGAAGAAGGGACCGAGAUUUUUCAGUCUUUCUGUUGGAAGACCAAGAUCUCUUUUGGAAAGCCAGAAGAGAAACAGCUUAAGGAUGCAGCCAAUCUUUUCAGCUAUGAUUGACAGGUUGUUCAGAUUUCCACUGACAGAUUAUUUGUGUGCCAGCUUGUUUGAUGUUCUUCUUGGUGGUGCCAGUCCAAAACAGGUGUUACAGAAACAUAGCCAGGUUGAAAAACCUAGAAGCAAAGGAAAUGUAUCUCAUUUUUUCCUUCCUCAGAUCUUGGUUCUCAUUUUUGGAUUCUUGUCUAGCUGUGAGGAUGUAUCAGCAAGAAUAAAAAUAAUUAGAGAUUUGCUUGAUCUCCUUGAUUCAAAUUCUUCAAAUAUUGAAGCUUUAAUGGAACAUGGAUGGCAUGCCUGGUUAACAGCUUCUUUAAAGCUUGAUGUGUUGAAAGAAUACAAAUUAGAUUCUCGAAACCACAGUGAAAGUGACCUUCUUGAGCAGAACUUGGUGAGGAGUUUGUACUGUGUUGUUCUUUGUCAUUAUCUGCAUUCUGUAAAAGGUGGCUGGCAACAGUUGGAAGAAACUGUGAAUUUCCUACUUAUGCACUGUGAGCAUGGUGGCAUCUCAUACUCAUACUUUCUUCGUGAUGUAUAUGAGGAGUUGAUUCAAAAGCUGGUUGAUUUUUCUUAUGAGGAAAACAUUUUUACUACUCAACCAUGUCGGGAUAAUACAUUGUAUCUUCUACGGCUAGUCGAUGAGAUGCUUGUCUCUGAAAUCGACCAUAAGAUUCUGUUUCCAGCAAAUGGCUCUGAAAUGUCUCCGGAUUCUUUAGAAUCAGAAAAUCAGAAGGAGCAUGCUGCACUAUAUGAAAUCUUGCAAGGAGAAUUUGACUACCGAACAUCUAGAAAUCCAUGGGCUUGCAAGCGCCCAAUCACACAUGAAGAUGAAGUUGACCUAAUUGAUGAUAAGUGGUGGAAUUUAUAUGAUAAUUUAUGGGUUAUCAUUGGUGAGAUGAAUGGUAAGGGGCCAAGCAGGAUGCUACCCAAAUCAUCACCAGCAGUGGGACCCUCCUUUGGUCAAAGAGCACGUGGCCUAGUUGAAUCAUUGAAUAUUCCAGCAGCUGAAAUGGCUGCAGUUGUUGUUUCGGGAGGUAUAGGCAAUGCCUUAGGUGGAAAACCAAAUAAAACUGUUGAUAAAGCAAUGCUUUUAAGGGGGGAGAGAUGCCCAAGAAUUGUUUUCAGACUUGUAUUUGUAUAUCUGUCCAAAUCUUCUUUAGAAAGAGCAUCGAGAUGCGUGCAACAGGUCAUUUUACUUUUGCCUUCUCUUCUGGCUGCUGAUGAUGAGCAAAGUAAGAGCAGAUUACAGCUUUUCCUCUGGUUUUUGCUAGCUAUUAGGUUCCAAUAUGGCAUGUUAGAUGAUGGUGCUCGCACUCAUGUUAUAUCACACUUGAUCCGAGAAACAGUCAACUGUGGGAAAGCAAUGCUGGCUACUGCUAUUGUGGGUAAAGAUGACUCUCCUGAUUUGGGGAGUAACUCAAAAGAUACAGGCUCCAUUCAGAAUCUGAUUCAAAAGGAUCGCGUCCUUGCUGCGCUCCAUGAUGAGUUAAAAUACUUGAAGACAUCGAUAUCUGACCGCUCCAGGCAGUUGCUUGAGCUUCGUGCUAGGAUGGAUGAGAAUACUUCUGCAGAAGCUGCUAAUAAGAAAGCGUUUGAAGAUGAGAUAAAUAGCAGCUUGAACACAAUUCUUGCUGUAGACGACAACAGGAGAGCUGUAUUCCAGUUUUCACAUGAGGAGGAUCAGCAAAAUGUUGCUGAAAAAUGGAUACACAUGUUCCGCACUUUGAUUGAUGAGAGAGGUCCCUGGUCAGCUAAUCCUUUUCCAAAUAGUGUGGUAAGGCAUUGGAAACUUGACAAGACAGAAGAUGCCUGGCGUCGCAGACCCAAGUUAAGACAGAACUAUCAUUUUGAUGAUAAGCUGUGUCAUCCUCCAUCCACUGCCUCUCGCACUGAGGAUAGUCUACUUGUUCAUGAAAUCAAAGAUGGUUUUGUGAGCCAUAUUCCGGAGCAAAUGAAGCGAUUUCUACUGAAAGGUGUCCGCAGGAUAACUGACGAGGGGAGCUCAGAAGCUGGUGAAAAUGAUGCUGAACCGAGUGUUCAGAAGGCAUCCAUCUCUGAGGAUCUUUCAGAGAGUCAAUGCUCAGAGCUAGCUAAAGGCAGCAGUGAUCAGAAGGAUGUUAUACAAGACAAAAAAGAUGCUCCUUCCUCUUCGCAAGAGGCAGACACUAGUGAGUUUCAGGUUCUUUUGUCUGUUCCAUGCAUACUUGUGACACCAAAGAAAAAAUUAGCUGGAAAAUUGGCAGUCAUGAAAAAUUUCUUGCACUUCUUUGGAGAAUUUUUGGUUGAGGGAACUGGAGGAUCGUCUGUUUUCAAGAAGUUUGAUGCUUCAAGCAAGUCUGAUGUAACCAAACUUGAGCAAAGAUCCAAGUCUCUUAAAUGGCCCAUGGAUGUAGAUUUUUGUGCCCUGAAAGGGGUUUCUGCUGAUAACGUAGAAACAGUGAAUGAAAAUAUGCAUCAAAGACAGUUAAAACAUGUUAAACGCCAUAGAAGAUGGAACAUUGGCAAGAUAAAAGCUGUCUAUUGGACUCGUUAUCUGCUUAGAUACACUGCCAUAGAAAUUUUCUUUGGCAACUCAGUUGCACCAGUCUUUUUAAAUUUUGCAUCACUGAAAGAUGCAAAAGAAGUUGGGACUCUAAUAGUUGCUACUAGAAAUGAAUUCCUGUUUCCAAAAGGAAGUAGUAAGGACAAGAGUGGAACUAUUGUGCUUGUUGAUAGACGUGUUGCCUUGGAGAUGGCAGAAAUUGCAAGAGAAAGAUGGAGGAGAAGGGAUAUAACAAACUUUGAAUACCUAAUGGUUCUCAACACACUUGCAGGAAGAUCUUAUAAUGAUUUAACACAGUAUCCCAUCUUUCCUUGGGUUUUGGCUGAUUAUUCCUCCGAUGUUCUCGACUUCAACAAAUCAUCAACCUUUCGAGAUCUCACUAAACCUGUUGGAGCAUUGGAUUUGAAACGGUUUGAGAUGUUUGAAGAUAGAUACCGUAACUUCUCUGAUCCUGAUAUACCCAGUUUCUACUACGGAUCUCAUUACUCAAGCAUGGGGAUUGUGCUUUAUUAUCUUCUCAGAUUAGAGCCAUUCACAUCACUUCACCGUAAUUUGCAGGGUGGAAAGUUUGAUCAUGCUGAUCGUCUUUUCCAAGGCAUCAAAGGCACAUAUCGAAAUUGUCUUUCUAAUACAAGUGAUGUGAAGGAGUUAAUUCCCGAGUUCUUCUACAUGCCAGAAUUUCUUGUUAACUCAAAUUCAUAUCAUCUUGGAAUUAAACAAGAUGGGGAGCCACUAGAUGAUGUUUGUCUCCCUCCAUGGGCCAAGGGAUCACCGGAAUUAUUUAUAAGCAAAAAUAGGGAGGCCCUCGAAAGUGAAUAUGUUAGUUCAAAUCUCCACAACUGGAUUGAUUUGGUAUUUGGCUACAAGCAGCGGGGAAAGCCAGCAGUUGAGGCAGCGAACGUAUUCUAUUAUUUAACUUAUGAAGGUGCUGUUGAUCUAGAAACCAUGGAAGAUGAGUUGCAGAGAGCAGCAAUUGAAGACCAAAUUGCGAAUUUUGGACAGACACCAAUCCAGAUAUUCCGUAAAAAACAUCCAAGAAGAGGGCCACCAAUUCCAAUUGCUCAUCCUUUGUAUUUUGCACCUGACUCUAUUAAUUUGACAUCUAUUGUGUCUAAUACCAGUUAUGCUCCAUCAGCUGUAUUAUAUAUUGGCAUAUUGGACUCACACAUUGUCCUUGUUAACCAAGGGCUCACCUUGUCAGUUAAGUUGUGGCUGACAACUCAAUUGCAAUCUGGUGGCAAUUUUACCUUCUCUAGUGUGCAGGAACCAUUUUUUGGGGUUGGUUCUGAUGUUCUUUCUGCUAGAAGAAUAGGCAGUCCUUUGGCCGAGAAUAUUGAACUUGGAGCACAGUGCUUUGCAACAAUGCAAACACCUACCGAGAACUUUUUGAUCUCGUGUGGUAAUUGGGAAAACAGUUUCCAAGUCAUUUCCCUAAAUGAUGGAAGAAUUGUUCAGAGCAUUCGGCAGCAUAAAGAUGUGGUCAGCUGUGUGGCAGUGUCAGCUGAUGGUAGCAUACUUGCAACUGGAAGUUAUGAUACUACAGUCAUGGUUUGGGAAGUUAUCCGUGUCCGAGGCACUGAAAAAAGAGUUCGAAAUGCUCAGUCUGAUCUACCUCGCAAAGAAUAUGUGAUUGCUGAAACUCCUUUCCAUAUUCUCUGUGGUCAUGAUGAUAUAAUAACUUGCUUAUAUGUUAGUGUGGAGCUUGAUAUAGUUAUCAGUGGUUCAAAAGACGGAACUUGUGUUUUCCAUACCCUAAGGGAAGGAAGAUACAUAAGAUCUUUACGUCAUCCUUCUGGCAGUGCAUUGUCAAAGCUUGUGGCCUCUCGGCACGGACGCAUAGUAAUUUAUGCUGAUGAUGAUCUUAGUCUGCAUUUGUAUUCUAUUAACGGAAAACAUCUUGCUGCUUCUGAAUCUAAUGGUCGGCUGAACUGCAUUGAACUCAGUGGCUGUGGGGAGUUUCUGGUUUGUGCAGGUGACCAAGGACAGAUAGUUGUACGCUCUAUGAAUACACUUGAGGUUGUGAAAAAGUAUAAUGGAAUUGGAAAGGUAAUAACAUGUCUAACAGUAACCCCAGAAGAAUGCUUUUUAGCUGGGACCAAAGAUGGAAACCUUCUUGUGUACUCUAUAGAAAAUCCUCAACUUCGCAAAUCUAGUGCUCCUCGACAUGUGAAAUCUAAAUCCACUGCAACGGGACAUAUCUACGUUCAACAACCAGAGUCAAGCAAUUGACGAUUGCUGUUUGUCAUGUUGAUCUCUGAAAUUCAGCCCGACUUUCAGCAAACCUGUCGUUUACUCUGACAGGCGCCUUUCCAUUUGUAUUAAAAAGGGUAACCUCUGGUGCUAUGCAGUAGUUCCAUCAGAAUCGACAGAUACGAAACAGAUUGAAGUUCGAAAUUGACAUAUGCACCAACCUCAAAUAAUAUGCAUGGUAGAGAUUCUUUCCCAUUGGACCAGAAGAUAGUUAUGUUGUCUUUAGGGGGAGCAAGGAAUAGUGUUUGCACAUACAUGUACAUUAUAUUCUUAUAGAAUUAGAAUAGAAAUGUCAUGUAUUAGUAAGAAUGGCAUCUCAGUUACUCAUUUUUUGUUUUAUGGACAGCAUGUGCUGAUCCUUAAAACAUUGUACAUAUAGGCUUUAAUGCCUCCAUGAAUGGCAAUAACGUAAUAUUAAAAUUA
Messenger RNA from Manihot esculenta (cassava), 10526 nucleotides. RefSeq names its product BEACH domain-containing protein B. NCBI's taxonomy places the organism in Eukaryota, Viridiplantae, Streptophyta, Magnoliopsida, Malpighiales, Euphorbiaceae. Bases 261 to 10082 code for a protein of 3273 amino acids. Gene Ontology annotation, molecular function: protein binding. The record is from RefSeq and is a predicted model, not a curated record. The transcript is spliced from 41 exons.